This is a messenger RNA of Esox lucius (northern pike), 692 nucleotides long. RefSeq lists its product as uncharacterized. Gene Ontology annotation, molecular function: nucleic acid binding. Bases 30 to 692 code for a protein of 220 amino acids. The record is from RefSeq and is a predicted model, not a curated record. The transcript has 3 exons. NCBI's taxonomy places the organism in Eukaryota, Metazoa, Chordata, Actinopteri, Esociformes, Esocidae.
UGGGGCAAGGUAGAGGGAGAGGAGUUAGAAUGCGUGGUGGCGCUCAAAGAAGGACCAGAGCUAGGGUAACUGAUCAAAUAAGAGCUACUAUCAUUGACCAUGUCAUAAACCACGGGCUAUCAUACAGAGAGGCUGGUGAACGAGUACAGCCAAAUCUCAGCCGGGACACAGUGGCAUCCAUUGUCCGUAUUUUCAGAGAAACCAACAGGAUUCAACGUCUACCUCCCUCAGGGGGCAGAGGAAAGCUCCUGAAUGAAGAACAGGAACGUGCUAUUGUCAACAUGGUGAUUGCUGACAAUGAAAUAAAACUGAAGGACAUUCAGUCCAGAGUUGUAGAGGACAACCUUGUCUUUGGGAACAUUGCAGCAAUCAGCAUAACAUCCAUUUCUCGGACUCUAGCUAAACACAGAGUCCGAAUGAAACAACUAUACAAAGUUCCUUUUGAAAGGAACAGUGAGCGCAUCAAAGAACUCUGUCACCAAUACGUCCAGAGAGUCAUGGAGUUGGAGGCCAAUCAAGUCCCACAUGAAAUUAUCUAUGUUGACGAGGCUGGCUUCAACUUGGCAAAAAGGCGUCGCCGUGGGAGAAACAUAAUUGGCAAAAGGGCCACAGUUACCGUGCCGGGCCAGAGAGGAGCCAACAUUACCAUGUGCGGCGCAAUCUCCAACAACGGUGCACUCCUGCAUAAAUGA